This is a messenger RNA of Rattus rattus (black rat), 385 nucleotides long. Its product is annotated as calcium homeostasis modulator protein 6-like. The transcript has a single exon. Bases 23 to 364 code for a protein of 113 amino acids. The record is from RefSeq and is a predicted model, not a curated record. NCBI's taxonomy places the organism in Eukaryota, Metazoa, Chordata, Mammalia, Rodentia, Muridae. Gene Ontology annotation, molecular function: monoatomic cation channel activity.
GUGCCUAGGGUGAGAAGAACUCAUGGAGAAGUUCAAGGCCCUGCUGGACCUGCAGAUCAAGCACCGCAGCGCCCUGGGCUAUGGCCUGGUGACCCUGCUGACGGCUGGUGGGGAGAAGAUCUUCUCCACAGUGGUGUUCCAGGGUCCCUGCACUGCCACCUGGAACCUGACCUACGGCCUGGUGUUCCUGCUGGUGCCUGCUUUAGCGCUUUUCCUCCUGGGCUAUGCGCUGAGGGCACGCACAUGGCGUCUGCUCACCGGCUGCUGCUCCCGGAGUGCAAGCACGGGAUCCAGUUCGGAGUUGCGCAGCGCACUCGUAUGCGCGCAGCUCAGCGCGGUCGCAGCGCUCGCUCCCCUCACCUAGGUGGCCGUGGCGCUACUUGGG